Molecule: messenger RNA, 1403 nt
Organism: Vombatus ursinus (common wombat)
Lineage: Eukaryota; Metazoa; Chordata; Mammalia; Diprotodontia; Vombatidae
Gene: EPCIP
Product: chromosome unknown C21orf62 homolog
Exons: 3
Coding region: 461-1150 (229 amino acids)
Source: RefSeq, a predicted model, not a curated record
UUCAAGGCUGUCCUAUCACAACAACCUCCCCUGUUGCCCUGUAAAGUUUCGAGCUGAGCACACCCAAACUCAAAAUAAUACAGGUAGUGAUCCUUCUGGGUCCUUAAAGAAAGCAAGAGGCUGAAGGCUUCCUUCCUUGUUGUCAUGGCAACAAGAAGAGCUGCUGGCCGUCUGUUAGCAUAAACCAACAGCAAGUGCAAGACCACACAUUCCACAAAGCCUUGAAGAUUUACCAAGCUUUAGGGCCAGAAUGGAACCUCAAUGGUCAGACUGAACUUCCAAGGGAAGAAAGGGAGCGCCAUAGUUUUAACCCCUAAAUUCACCUUGGGAAAGCACCAAAUACAUGGAUGAACUAGAUCAUUAGAUAACACAAGGGGGAAAAGAAAAUGGAGCCCAGCUAGAAGAAAAAUACAGGUGAUGGGCAUUGGUUUGAUUCACCGAAUGAAAGACAAUCCAACAAAUGAGUGUCACUGUUUUAUCUGUGAAAAAGAUGGCUCUGCCCUUUGGUCAACACCUCCUUCUAAUUAGCUUCUUUGGCUUCUUUGCAUACAGCAGCUUUGUAAGAGGUCAAAAGAACAAUACAUUGAUUUUCACCAAGGAAAACACCAUUCGAAACUGCAGCUGCUCUGCUGACAUACGGGAUUGUGAUUACAAUUUGGCUAAUCUGAUGUGCACUUGUAAAACUGUUUUACCCUAUACAAUAGAGCAAGCCAGCUAUGACAGCGAUCUGACUAUCUGGUUCACAGACACCACUGCACUGGGCUUGCUACUGAACUUUACAUUGGUUAGGGACCUGAAGCUUUCCCUAUGUAGCUCUACUAUCCUCCCAACAGAAUAUCUGGCUAUAUGGGGACUGAAGAGGCUUCGAAUCAACACAGAAGUCAAGGAUCAGUUCCCAGAGCAAAGCUUACUGAUACACAGCAGUGGUGACAGUGAUUUUAAGGAAGAUAAGCCUAAAUGGCCCACAGACAGGCAAACAUUUUUGUAUGUUUCAUUCCUGGAUACAGCUCUUUUCAAUGGGGAAUCUUCUUUGAAAUCAUACAGCAUUGAAAAUGUUGCCAGUGUCACAAACAACUUCCCUUACCUCUCUUACUUCAAAAUGUUUUCCAUCCCAAGCAACAAAAGCUAUAUUGUUACAUUCAUUUACUGAUACUGUAUUGUGAUCAGUUUCAAUGGAUACAUUAACAAAAUGCGGUUAGUCUGUGCAAUGUAUAUCAUUAAGGGAUUUCCGACUUUAUAUUAAACGCCCCCUUAAAACUAACCCCUUCUUCCCCUGCUGAGCCACCCACAUUCCCUCCAACCAUCAGGCUUCUGGGGAAUCAUGAGACCAUAGAUUUACAGCUGAAAAUUACUUCACAGGCCAUCUAGUCCAAACCCUUCAUUUUAUAGAUGAGGAAAAUGAA